Saxophila tyrrhenica is the source of this 279-nucleotide messenger RNA. RefSeq lists its product as uncharacterized. The coding region runs from base 1 to 279 and encodes 92 amino acids. The transcript has 2 exons. The record is from RefSeq and is a predicted model, not a curated record. Lineage: Eukaryota; Fungi; Ascomycota; Dothideomycetes; Mycosphaerellales; Extremaceae.
AUGGAGUUCUACGAAGCCAGCUUCGCACGCAUCAGCGAGCCAAUCGGACUCUUGAAGAGGCAGCUCCGGGAUUCACUCAAGCCCUCAACAACAUUCUCGCACCGCAAGGAGUGCUACGUUCUUGUGGCGUACAAGGAGACACAGCAAUGGUGGCUGAGGCUUUUCCGCCGGCUGGCGAAGAAGCACGGUCUUUCCGCUGAGCACUUCCCUUCGGUCUUCAUCAUCGAUACUGCGCAAGGCUACGAGACCAUCUUCAUCUUCGUCGACCUGGCCGUAUAG